CAGUUUUGUAGUGGGGUCCCAUGUUUGGGUUGAGGACCCUGAUUUAGCUUGGAUAGAUGGAGAAAUUCAGGAAUCUAACAAUGAAGAGAUCACGGUUAUGUACGAAUCAGGCUCGAAGGUUGUGAGCAAAUCAGCUAACAUGUAUCCCAAAGAUCCAGAGUUCCCACCUAAUGGUGUGGAAGAUAUGACAAGAUUGGCAUAUUUGCAUGAACCAGGAGUACUUCAAAAUUUGCAUCUUCGAUAUGCCAUGAAUGAAAUUUAUACAUACACAGGAAAUAUAUUGAUAGCCGUGAACCCUUUUCAAAGGUUACCUCAUUUGAGUGCAACUAGUACCAUGGCAAAGUAUAAAGGGGCGGCUUUUGGUGAGCAGAGCCCACAUCCUUUUGCAAUUGCAAGUUCUGCAUAUAGCAAGAUGAUAAAUGAAGAAACAAGCCAAUCUAUUUUGGUUAGUGGAGAAAGUGGAGCUGGUAAAACUGAAAGUACAAAGAUGCUUAUGCAUUAUCUUGCCUUUUUGGGAGGGAGAGCAGCAACUGAAGGGAGGUCUGUGGAGCAACAAGUUCUGGAGUCCAAUCCUGUUUUAGAAGCAUUUGGAAAUGCAAAGACUGUUAGGAACAACAAUUCAAGUCGUUUUGGUAAGUUUGUGGAGAUUCAGUUUGAUCAAAAGGGGAGAAUUUCAGGAGCUGCUAUCAGAACAUAUUUGCUCGAACGAUCUCGUGUCUGUCAAGUUUCUGAUCCUGAGAGAAAUUAUCAUUGCUUUUAUAUGCUUUGUGCUGCACCACAAGAGGAUGUUGAUAAGUAUAAAUUGGGAAGUCCAAGAACAUUUCAUUACCUUAAUCAAUCAAAUUGCAUUGAGCUGGACGGGUUGGAUGAUUCUAAGGAGUACCUUGCAACUAAGAGAGCUAUGGAGGUUGUUGGAAUCAAUUCUGAUGAGCAGGAUGCGAUAUUUCGAAUAGUAGCUGCAGUACUUCACUUAGGAAACAUUGAAUUUGUUAAGGGAGAGGAAGAUGAAACGGAUUCCUCCAAGCCCAAGGAUGAAAAAUCCCAUUUCCAUCUUAAAAUCGCAGCUGAACUUUUGAUGUGUGAUGAGCAGUCCCUUGAAGACUCUUUCUGCAAACGUGUUAUGGUGACUCGUGGUGACACCAUAACAAAAUCACUUGAUCCAAAUGCUGCAACUCUCAGUAGAGAUGCAUUGGCUAAAAUAGUUUAUUCAAGGCUUUUUGACUGGAUUGUGGACAAGACUAACAACUCUAUUGGGCAAGAUCCAGAUUCAAAUAACUUGAUUGGGGUUCUAGAUAUUUAUGGAUUUGAGAGUUUCAAGACAAACAGCUUUGAACAAUUUUGUAUCAAUUUGACAAAUGAGAAAUUACAGCAACAUUUCAACCAGCAUGUCUUCAAAAUGGAGCAAGAGGAAUAUACAAAGGAAGAGAUCGAUUGGAGUUAUAUUGAGUUCGUUGAUAAUCAAGAUGUUCUUGAUCUCAUAGAGAAGAAACCCGGUGGCAUUAUUGCUCUCCUGGAUGAGGCCUGUAUGUUUCCAAGAUCAACACAUGAAACAUUUGCUGAAAAGCUAUAUCAAACCUUUAAAGACAAUAAACGCUUCAGCAAACCAAAGUUGUCUCGUACUGACUUCACCAUCAACCACUAUGCUGGUGAUGUCACUUAUCAAACUGAUUUUUUCCUUGAUAAAAAUAAAGACUACGUUGUUCCAGAACAUGCUGCUCUACUCAGUGCUUCGAAGUGCUCCUUUGUUUCAGGGCUGUUCCCACCUUUACCCGAGGAAACUACAAAAUCAACCAAGUUCUCUUCUAUAGCCGCUCAGUUUAAGCUACAACUGCAAUCUUUGCUUGAAACACUAAAUGCUACCGAGCCACACUACAUUCGUUGUGUAAAGCCAAAUAAUCUUCUGAAGCCUGGGAUAUUCGAGAACAAUAAUGUGUUGCAGCAGCUUCGAUGUGGAGGAGUAAUGGAGGCAAUUCGGAUAAGUUGUGCUGGAUAUCCCACUAGAAAGAACUUUGAUGAAUUUGUUCAGCGGUUUACUAUCCUAGAACCUAAGAUUCUGAAAGCAUGCCCUGAUGAGAUGACUGCUUGCAAGAGGCUUCUAGAUCGAGCAAACCUUAAAGAUUAUCAGAUUGGAAAAACCAAAGUGUUUCUGAGAGCAGGUCAAAUGGCAGAAUUAGAUGCAUGCCGUGCUGAGGUCUUGGGAAGAUCUGCAAACAUUAUUCAGAGAAAAAUCCGCACAUUUAUUUGUCGAAAACACUAUAUUUUAUUGCAGUUGUCUGCCAUAGAACUUCAAAGGGUUGCUAGAGGACAUCUUGCACAACAUCAGUAUGAAUGCAUGAGGAGGGAAGCUGCUUCUUUGAAAAUUCAGAAAGACUUCCGCAUGCAUAUGUCCAGAAAUGCUUACAAAACUAUUUAUGCCUCAGCUGUUUAUAUUCAAACCGGUAUGCGAGGGAUGGCUGCUAGAAAUGACCUUAGGUUCAGGAAACGGACACAAGCUUCAAUUGUUAUUCAGGAUCACUACAGAGGUUAUUCAGCACGUAUUUAUUUCCAAAGACUAAAGAAAUCAGCAAUUGCAGCACAGUGUUCCUGGAGGAGAACAUUGGCACGUAGAGAACUUCGAAAGCUUAAAAUGGCAGCCAAGGAAUCCAAGGCACUUGAAGCUGCCAAAAAUAAUCUGGAAAUGCAAGUCAAAGAAUUAACUUCGUGUCUAGAAACAGAGAAGAGAAUGAGGGAAGCCAAGACACAGGAAAAUAAAAAACUACAGCAUGCUUUGCAAGAGAUGCAACUUCAGCUCCAAGAAAUCGAGGAAGCCAAAAAACAGGAAAAUGAAAAACUAAAGCAUGCUUUGCAAGAGAAGGAGCUUCAGUUCCAAGAAAUUGAGGAAGCCAAUAAACAGGAAAAUGAAAAACUACAGCAUGCUUUGCAAGAGAAGGAGCUUCAGUUCCAAGAAAUUGAGGAAGCCAAUAAACAGGAAAAUGAAAAACUACAGCAUGCUUUGCAAGAGAUGGAGCGUCAAUUCCAAGAAAUUGAGGAAGCCAAGAAACAGGAAAAUGAAAAACUAAAGCAUGCUUUGCAAGAGAAGGAGCUUCAGUUCCAAGAAAUAGAGGAAGCCAAAAAACAGGAAAAUGAAAAACUACAGCUUGCUUUGCAAGAGAUGGAGCUUCAGUUCCAAGAAACUAAGGCAGCGUUAAUUCAGGAACGAGAGGCUGCCAAGAAAGUAGAUGAGCAAACUCCAACCACACAGGAGAAUUCUGUUAAUGUUGUUGACAGUGAAUUGAUCAAUAAGCUUACUACAGAAAAUGAACAACUCAAGGAACUAGUUAAUUCGUUGGAAAAGAAAUCUAUACAGGAGUUUCCUGUUAAUGUUACUGACAAUGAGUUGAUCAAUAAACUUUCUUCAGAAAAUGAACAUCUUAAGGAACUGAUUAAUUCACUGGAAAAGAAAACUAUACAGGAGUUUCCUGUUAAUGUUACUGACAAUGAGGUGAGCAGUAAGCUCAUUACAGAAAAUGAACAUCUUAAGGAUCAGGUUAAUUCAUUGGAAAGAAAAAUUGAUGAAGCUGAGAGGAAAUAUGAAGAAAGUAACAGGGUUAGUGACGAGCGCAUGAAUCAAAUUAUAGAGACAGAAUCAAAGAUGAUUGAGAUAAAGACAAAUGUGCAGAGGCUUGAAGAAAAACUAUCUGAUAUGGAAACUGAAAACCAAGUUUUGCGGCAGCAAGCCUUGUUGAGUUCAUCAUCCAGGAGAAUGUCAGGAAAGCUUGCACCUGCUACAACUCCGCCUUUGGAAAAUGGUCAUCAGGCAUCACAGGGUUCUGUCCCUGCGAAAACAUUUGGUGCAGAGGAUAAAGAGAGUGUGGAUGCUCUUUUCAAAUGUGUGACAAAAGAUCUUGGGUUCUCUGAAGGAAAACCUGUUGCAGCAUUUACCCUUUACAAUUGUCUGCUACAUUGGAAAUCUUUUGAAGCAGAAAAAACAAGCAUAUUUGAUCAUCUUAUACAGCUGAUUGGUUCUGAGUUAGAGGAUCCAGACAACAAUGCUUGCAUGGCUUAUUGGCUAUCCAACACAUCUUCUUUGUUUUUCCAUCUUCAGCAAUGUCUAAGAGUACCUACAACACGGAAACCACCCACUCCAACGUCAUUUUUCGGGAGAAUGACCCAGGGUUUCCGGUCAUCUAAUAGUCUUUCCAGCAAUGCUUUUGAUGUAGAGCAUCAGGUUGAUGCCAAGUAUCCUGCUUUGCUUUUCAAGCAACAGCUUGCGGCUUAUGUGGAAAAGAUAUAUGGAAUCAUUCGCGAAAGUUUUAAGAAAGACUUGUCACCUCUCCUUUCUUCUUGCUCUAAGGACAAAACAUCAAAUGACAACAGCCAACCAUCUGGUUCUUGGAUCAGCAUCAUCCAAUGCCUUAAUAGAUAUCUCAAGAUUCUGAAAGAAAACUAUGUGCCUCCUGUUCUGGUUCAGAAGCUAUUUAAUCAAAUUUUUCAAUACAUCAAUAUGGAACUCUUUAAUAGCCUUCUUUUACAUAGAGAAUGUUGCACAUCCAAAAAUGGAGAAUAUAUAAAAUCAGGGUUGGCUGAACUAGAAUUAUGGUGUACUGAAGCAACGGAAGAGUAUGUUGGCUCUUCUUUGGAUGAACUCAAACAUACAAAGCAAGCAGUUAGAUUCUUGGUUGCACUACAAAAGGACGAGCUAUCCUAUGAUGAUCUUACAAAUGACCUCUGCCCAGUCCUAAGUGCUCAACAGCUUUAUAGAAUAUGUAUACUUUACAGUGAUGAUGAUGACAAUAAGCAAAGUGUAUCGACAGACGUCACUACUAGAUUGAAGCUUCUAAUGACAGAUGAUGCAGAUGAAGAUGACAAAUCUUUCUUGUUGGAGGACAACACAAGUCAUCCUAUUAUUGUUGAAGAGAUCUCAACUUCUGCUCUAGAUAAAACCAUUCCAAAAAUAAAACCUCCUUCAGAACUUCUUGAGAAUGCAAACUUUCAAUUUUUACAUGAUUAUUGUUAGUCCUCUUGUGGUGAAGCUCAUCUUUUAAGGUUCAAAAUUAUGUUAUCUAAUUCAACAUCAAGUUGUAAAUCCACCCGUGCUCACCCUCGCCCCUCCUUUUUUUUUCUCUGUUUUGUGGGCAUCCAUACUGUAAUGGUUGUGUUAGCAAAAAGGCAGGGUAGGUUUCAUAAUAUUUGUUAAUUUUCAUUUUACCUCCAUUUUUAUUAGAUUGUAUGGAUGUUCACUUGGGGAGCAAAUAUUUGUAUUAGUAUGAAGAAAGAAAAGUGAAAUUUGUAAAAUGAUAGGAGUUGAUCACUUAGAUUGUUCUUCUGCCCUUAAAUUUGACAUUGUAGAAAGCAGUAUAUCACCAUCAAAUGCUAUAGUGAUAUUGGCCUUUUAUGUAAGAGCAUCAUAUCCUUUGUAAUAUUGCAAUAAUGUUUCGAUUAUGUGGCGAAUUGGUCACUUUUAUGUGUA
Messenger RNA from Glycine soja, 5449 nucleotides. Its product is annotated as myosin-7-like. Gene Ontology annotation, biological process: actin filament organization; vesicle transport along actin filament. The record is from RefSeq and is a predicted model, not a curated record. Gene Ontology annotation, molecular function: microfilament motor activity; ATP binding; actin filament binding. NCBI's taxonomy places the organism in Eukaryota, Viridiplantae, Streptophyta, Magnoliopsida, Fabales, Fabaceae. Gene Ontology annotation, cellular component: cytoplasm; actin cytoskeleton; vesicle. The coding region runs from base 98 to 4996 and encodes 1632 amino acids. The transcript has 40 exons.